CAAAAAUAAAAUCGAUUUCUUCUGAUUUCUUCUUUCAUCUUUUCGCGUAAAAUAAAUUGUUGCACAUCUUUGCGGAUUAUUAUCAAUUUAUUACCAUUACUUGUUAGAUAGCUUUUUGAAUCUCAAUACACCAUGAUAUUGUUUGUAAAACUGAAUACAUAAAAUUAAAUAUUAUUCUUCUUCUUUCCGUUCGUGUGUUUUUGUUGCGUUAAAAAAAUGAAUUUUGAGAAGAACAGGUUGGAUACAUUUGGGACUUGGCCCGCCUCAGCUCCUGUUGAGCCAAUACGAAUCGCAAAAGCGGGUUUCUAUUACACAGGCCAAGGUACAGAGGUGCAAUGUUUUAGUUGUGAUGGUAAAAUAUCGCAGUGGAACUAUGGUGAUCAAGUGAUGUGGCGUCACAGGCAAUUGGAGCCCAGUUGUGCGUUUGUGGUGAAUCCCGACCAAUCUGGGAACGUGCCUAUCGUGCUUAACUCCUCAAGUGAUUCCCCAACCGAAUGUCCUCCAGAUGAGUGGAACCCGGCGGAUUGGUCCUUCACAUUUGGACAACAUGAGGUUGAAGAAGAAUAUGGAAACUUUGAACACUAUGGAGUCAAUGAAGACGAUUUCUUAUACCGAAAUGAUGCGCUACGGCUGUUGUCUUUUAGCAAUUGGGUUGAUGGUUCAAUAUCCAGAGAGGCUUUAGCUGCUGCGGGGUUCUACCAUUCUGGGGAGGGUAGACUUCGGUGUGCGUGGUGCGGAGGGGAGUUGGCUCCGUUUAGAAGAUUCGGAUCACUGGGGGCCCCAUUAGAAGUACAUAGAAUGUAUUUCCCGAACUGCGCGCACGCCCAAAGGCUUAUGGAGUCAGCCAGGGAUGUGACUCGUCAGAUACAGGAGGCCCGCGCGGCGGCGCCGCCGAGGGUCCGAAGGGACGAGUCUCCGGGGUACUCUUUCAGUGACUCGAUGUCUGAGCCCGAGAGGGCGGGAGGGACGCCUCCUCUCCCCGAGCCACCAAGUCAAUCUCGGCAUCUCAAGGUAUUCGUGUAUUUCUGCGUUUCUCACAAACCAGUGGGCGCUGGAGACUGUUCUCAAUGCGAUGUUUUGGAAUCUCUGUAUUAUUUCCAGCNCGUCAACCUCACCUGCACGCGCCAGAUGGCGACACUACCCAAUAGGUUACUGUGGUGCUCCCUGCUAGAUAACAGACGAGGCACUGGCGACCGAGCCAUGGCGAAGCGAACUCGCUCUCCAGAUGAAAAAGAAUUAAAGAGGAACCAAGCAAAAAGACACAUAGCCAACCGAGAGAUAAAUAGCCAUGCCCACAAUGCCAACCUAAAUAUUGAGACAAGCAACAGUUUUGCCUUGCUUGAUGAAGAAGGGACAGACGUCCCAGUAAAACGCAUACCAAAACCACCACCGAUCAUUCUCUAUGGGGUGGACGACCUGAGCAAACUCACCGAAACAAUUGAAGAAGUUGUAGGGAAAGAAGACUUCACCUACAAGAUACUCUCAAAGAGCAAACUCAUCAUAACCACAAACACCAUAGAAAAAUACAAAGAAAUGAUAGAGCACAUCCGAUGCAAGGGUUUAAUAGGAUACACUUUCACGCGAAAAGACCAAAAAAGAAAACCUCCAACUGAACCCAGUUCAUAUAGACCGAUAAGUCUACUUCCAAUCUUAUCUAAGUUGUUCGAGAAGAUACUACUGUGGAGACUGAAGCCUAUAUUGGAUGAGAAUGGGAUCAUACCGGAUCACCAGUUUGGGUUUCGGGAGAAACAUGCUACUGUUGAGCAAGUGCACAGAGUGGUCCAAAAAAUCAGGCAAUCACUUGAGAAAAAAGAAUACUGCUCUGCUGUAUUCCUAGACAUACAACAGGCAUUCGACAAAGUCUGGCACAAGGGUCUACUAUACAAACUAAAAACCCUACUACCGAACUCAAUCUACAUGAUCCUAAAAUCCUACCUGGAACAAAGAAGGUUUCAAGUAAAAUAUGAAGAAGAAUUCUCCAAGCUGUGUGAAAUCAGAGCCUCAGUGCCGCAAGGAUCAGUGCUGGGACCUGUCCUAUACUCCAUAUAUACGGCAGACCUGCCUGAGACACCUGAUGUAGUGACGGCUACCUAUGCAGACGACACCGCGUGCCUCUCAAGCGAUACAGACCCGGAAAAGGUCCUAGGCAUAUCAGAGCGCGAAUUCAUGGACCAAAUGGGAGUAUACUUCGUCGGAUUCGUCUCCCAGUAUGGAUACGACAGAGUUCUCUCUGUGCUAGGCCGGCACAUGAGAGACUUCCUCAAUGGCCUGGAUAACCUCCACGAGUAUUUGAAGUUCAGCUACCCUCGAAUGAGGGCACCCAGCUUUAUAUGCGAGAAUGAGACAAGACAAGGAUUGACGCUGCAUUAUAGGUCGAAGAGGAGGGGCUUUGUGUACUAUGCAAUGGGGCAGAUUAGAGAGAUAAUAAGAGGACGUCAGAUACAGGAGGCCCGCGCGGCGGCGCCGCCGAGGGUCCGAAGGGACGAGUCUCCGGGGUACUCUUUCAGUGACUCGAUGUCUGAGCCCGAGAGGGCGGGAGGGACGCCUCCUCUCCCCGAGCCACCAAGUCAAUCAAAUGUCAUUGUUGACAACAGGUCAGGUGCAGAGCACAACACUCGCUUACUGGAUGGGAACACUUGGCGUAACCUCGGCGUGGUGAGUGGAUGCGCGAGGAAUCCGUCGCAGGCGUCGCUGGCCGCGCGACUGGCCACCUUCUCGCGGUGGCCGACUGACCGCCCUCAGGCCCCGCAAACGCUGGCCGAAGCUGGAUUCUAUUACUCGGGGAAUGAAGAUCAUGUUCGUUGCUUCUACUGCGACGGCGGCCUUGCCAAAUGGGAGACGACUGACAAGCCAUGGGACGAGCAUGCGCAUUGGUUCCCGCAUUGUGGCUACGUGCUUCUCAUCAAAGGGAGGGACUUCGUCGAAACUUGCCGCAAAAAACCAUCGCAAGGCCAGGUGGAGCGGACUCUAUCAUCUGACAACGCGCGAAGGCGGAGGGGUAAUAAUAAUAACAACAACAAUCCAGCGGCCGCCAACCCUCCUCCACAGUCUGUACUAGAUACACAGGUUCGUUGCUUCUACUGCGACGGCGGCCUUGCCAAGUGGGAGACGACUGACAAGCCGUGGGACGAGCAUGCGCAUUGGUUCCCGCAUUGUGGCUACGUGCUGCUUAUCAAGGGACGGGAUUUCGUCGAAACUUGCCGCAAAAAGCCAUCACAAGGCCAGGUGGAGCGGACUCUAUCAUCUGACAACGCGCGAAGGCGGAGGGGUAAUAAUAAUAACAACAACAAUCCAGCGGCCGCCAACCCUCCUCCACAGUCAGUACUAGAUACACAGGUGGAAACGGUUAUGGAUAGUAACAUCGUGACGGCCGCGCUGGGAGCUGGCCUCGACGCGGCGAGGGUCCGCAGGGCUAUAACACGAAGGCUGCGCGCUACUGGCAUCCCAUACGGUUCAGCAGAGGCGCUUAUAGACGCGGUGUUGAACGAACAACUCAACGAGGAGGCUUGGAGCGUGAACCCCCAAAGCCAGCAGUUGGCCCGCGACAUACUAGCGGAGACAUUAAUGGAAAUAUCGCCUAGGGUUGGUAACCAGAUGCCUACGUCAUGGGAGGACAACCAGCCCGAGCGUCGUCUGACCAUAACGCUUCCCCGAGAGCCGAGAGAGUUAAUUUUCAACACAGCAGAUCCAAGAGCUUUUUCUCCGGCCAUUUUCUUCACUAACCGUGCCUCUACCACCCCUAGUCCUCCCCCUCCCGUCUUCGGGGCCCCCCACGCCCCUUGCUUCGUAGAAGCCCCUAGCACAACAGAUGCCCCUAGCGCAACAGAUGCCCCUAGCGCAACAGAUGCCCCUAGCGUAACAGAUGCCCCUAGCGUAACAGAUGCCCCUAGCGCAACAGAUGCCCCCCCUGCUCUUCCUGCCCCUCCUGUCCCUCCCGCGAAAGGGGAUGAAGCGAAGAAGGAAGAAGUGGAUGGUAAAGAGAAAAAGGAAGAAAAGACUCUGACGCUCGAGGAAGAAAAUCGGCAGCUAAAAGAGGCCAGGGUGUGUAAGGUGUGCAUGGAUAAUGAGGUGAGCGUGGUGUUCCUGCCGUGCGGGCACCUGGUGUCGUGCGCGGGCUGCGGCGCGGCGCUGUCGGCGUGCCCUCUGUGCCGCUGCUCCGUGCGCGCGCUCGUGCGGGCCUACCUCGCCUAGGGCACAGGUUCAAUAAUGGCGGUAAACGGCCACGUGCAUCAGCUACCAGUUUUCCGUUGCGUUACUUUAUCUCUGACUACUAGGUGUAUUAGGUAUGUAUUACAAUAAAUAUUAUAUUAUGUAUGGAUAUUCAUUACAUUUAGGCCUACAUGUGAUGUAUGCUCGUAUCGUAGUGCAUAUCGGUGAUAACCGAAAACGGUAAAAUUAAUUUUAACUUGCUAUUUAUAAUUAUAUUUUAUUUAUAAGCGUAUGUAUGACCACUGAGUCGUUUUUGUAAUAUAACUAGCUUUUGCCGGUAAAUUGCAGUUGUAAUCCGAACAAACAUUAUAAUCCGGUAAUGAAUUUGUGACCGAUAAUAUAAGGUUAUUCUGAAACAAUCAUUCUUUAUGGCAUUAGUGUGCCAUAAAGAAUGACUGUCGUCGAUAUGUCGAUUCUUUGUUUUUUCUACUGUAUGGAUUAAAUUGAUUUAAAAAGGCUAUCUUUGAAUCGAUUAUUUAUAAUCGUUGUCGGUUAAUUCCGUCGUCGCUACAGACUUAAAUAUAUGAUUUACUUGCCAUUUCAUAAUUUAAGAACCUUGACUGCUGUCACUCUUAUCUCACUACUUAAAAUAUGAGCAACAAAAAAGUAAAAUUUAUAAUAAUGAACUAUGUAUACCUUAUCAUCAUUAUCGAAUAAUUUAGGUUUAAUUAAUUUAGAAAUUAACAAAUAGAUAUUAUGUAUUUAUUUAUUAAAAUUUAAAAAAAAUCGAAUUUCUCUAAAUAUUGUCGUUUACAAACAACACACCCAAAUUGUCGUAAUGUUUAUUUCCGUUAUUCCGAAAUAUAUUUGGAAAUAUCAUUGUUUAUAAAUUAAUUACGUAGUGAUAAUUAACGAGAGGGCGGUAAAAUGGACCCCAGUGUAUAAUCCUAUAAAAGUACUUUUAGUGAAACGGUUUUAGAGCUCACUUUACUAUUAAUAGUAGAUUGUAUAAACCCAUGGUGUAGAUGUGUGCGAUUCAAUACAAUAGUUGUCUGUGAAACUGCUUGAUUCAAUGUGAACCUGUGUGAGAUUAUGUCUCCAAUUAAGUAAGUAAGCAUUACCUUUAGCGUGAGAAGUAUGGUUGAAAGGCAAGAUUAAAAACCCAAUAUCUUCAACUUUAAAGAUCAGUUCACCUUUCCCUUACUUUUUGCUCCAAAUAUGUGAUUUCAAGAUCUUAGCUCGUGUCGUAGAUUUAAAACCAUUAAUAUAAUAGGUACUUAUAACAUUAACAUACCCUGCGCAGCUUGUAGUUUCUGUUUAAAAUAGUGAAAUAUGACAAACAAAAGAUUUCUGUACUUUCCAACCACAAACAAGUACAUAUAAAUAGCGUAACAUUUAAUAAUACAUGAGGCCCAGAACACACGGUGAAACGCAA
This is a messenger RNA of Ostrinia furnacalis (Asian corn borer), 5584 nucleotides long. RefSeq names its product Death-associated inhibitor of apoptosis 2 (gene Diap2). The record is from RefSeq and is a predicted model, not a curated record. NCBI's taxonomy places the organism in Eukaryota, Metazoa, Arthropoda, Insecta, Lepidoptera, Crambidae. Gene Ontology annotation, cellular component: nucleus; cytoplasm. Gene Ontology annotation, molecular function: cysteine-type endopeptidase inhibitor activity involved in apoptotic process; heme binding; ubiquitin protein ligase activity. Gene Ontology annotation, biological process: positive regulation of protein ubiquitination; regulation of cell cycle; negative regulation of apoptotic process. The coding region runs from base 217 to 4191 and encodes 1324 amino acids. The transcript is spliced from 19 exons.